CAGCAUCACCACCAUCUUCAUCAGCAUCAUCACCAACAGCAACAGCAACAGCAACAACAGCCACAACUACAGCAACAGCACCACCGUCAGCAACAGUCCAAUUCACAACGGCACUCGCAUCAGCAGUAUCAUUCCCACCUUCACCUAUCACAUCCCCAGACCACUCAGCAAGGAAUGCAGCAGCAACAGCAACAGCAUCUACAUGAGCCCAAUUUGCGCCACUACAAUAGUUCCCAACUACAGCAACAUCAAUUACAGCAACAGCAGCAACAGCAACUGCUGCUUCAGCAUCAGCAAUAUCAACAGCAUCAUCAACAGCAUUCUUCGCAACUGGCGCCACCGAUAUCACACCACAGCAACUAUCAUCAACAUAGUCAUCUUUUACAACGACAACAGAACCAAUCUCAACAACAACCGCCACAUCCUUACACGAUGGAAGCACUGCUCAAUUAAUAAGCUAAAAACAGAAAUGAAUAUGACGAUGGCAAUGAAUGCUGUUAACAGGGAAGCAAACUCAGCUUUGGAAUGUUUGCAAAUCCUUGGCAUGUGAUUGAAAAUUUCAAAGAGAUCAGAUUGUCAGAUUUUGUCAGAUAUGGCUCUGCAUGUUUUGCAAGAAUCGUUGUGUUGUACAAACAGAAGCUAAUCACACUCACUGGCUAGUGUGUGGCGCUGGUGACAGAGAAGGACGUACCAUUUUGUUUCAAUUGGUUCGUGUGUAAAAUCUAUGUUUUGAGUAGGUUUAGUUUUUAAAACCGGAAAAGACUAAGGGGAUACUGACAGCUACAAAUUAGCGACAUCUAGCAACAUACACAACAAACGAAAUGGAAGGGAUCAUACACGUAAGCGUUAGGAAGCAAAGCAAAUAGAAGCCACAGCAGAAAAGUAAGAAUUAGUUAGAAUGAAAAAAAAAAAACACACACACACAAAAAUGACGCUAAAAGAAAAUAAUGGGGUCUUUGGAAGGGAAGAAAGAAAGCAGUUAAGUGACGAUGGUAGAGCAGGAGGAGGUUGCUCUUAAUUUUAGUUGAUAAUGAAAUGAUCUAAAUUAGAUGGACGACUUAGAAGUAAAUAAAUCAGUUAAUAGAAGCAUUACGAAGGACUGGACAGAGGGAAUGAAUUAACACGGACCACCCACCGGACACCCGGGAAAGGGUCCACAGGUCCACUCCCCUCCCCCCCAUACAGAUCCAUCUACAGUUUCUAGUAGAUGCGUGUAGCAUGCAGGCUAGGGCUAGGAGCCACGGAAAAGGGCAAUGAAGCGAUAGAGAUAAACACCGUACUGGCGUACUCAUGCACAAGUGCAUGAUCGGAACGGAGACAAAGCUGCAACAAAAUAUAAAACAAAAAAAUAAUAUUACAACUAGUGACGAAUAUGAACGUAAAGUGAAGGUACGUAAACAAAAAGUUCGGUUAAUGUCUCGAAAUACACACAUUUACAUACAUUUGCACAGUA
This is a messenger RNA of Anopheles gambiae (African malaria mosquito), 1453 nucleotides long. RefSeq lists its product as uncharacterized. The record is from RefSeq and is a predicted model, not a curated record. The transcript has a single exon. NCBI's taxonomy places the organism in Eukaryota, Metazoa, Arthropoda, Insecta, Diptera, Culicidae. Bases 203 to 550 code for a protein of 115 amino acids.